UCCCUCAUCCCUCCCUUGUCCUUCAUGACCUCAUCCUCUCCCGGUCCUCACAGGUGAGUGCCCAAGCCUGCUGUCACCAUGACGACCAUUCACCACCAGCAGAUGCUCCGGGAGCACAUACCCAUGAAGGAACACGUGUCCAUGGAGUUCUCCACCUCCACCACCCUCUUGCACACCUUCUCCCAGACAACCAGGCCCAUGGGAGACAAAGACGCGUCAAGGAAGUCCUCGAGCUCUGUCCAGUUCUUUAGCCUGGUGACCCAGAGUUCCAGCAUCCCCGAGGGCGACAGCCUCCCUGAGUUCAUGGAGAAACCUUACCCGGUCGCCUCCCCGGAGGGGCAUUCAGUCCCGUUCCCAGUCGGGGUGCAAGGGAACCCCAACCCCAGCGUCUCGUGGAAGAGGGAGAGCGGCAUCCCCAUCAAGGAGUCGGGGAUACUGCAGGACAGCGUCAACAAGGAGCACGUGCUGAAGCUGGAACCACUGACCUCAGACGACUCCGAUACCUACGAGUGCAUUGCAAGCAACAAGCAUGCAGGUGCCGUCUAUACUGUGUCCUUGUUGGUGACAGAAGGUCAAGAAAAACUAGAUUUCAAGAAGAUGUUGAAGGGGCUGGCUCCUCCUGCCCCCAGGAAGAAGCAGAAGGUGAGAGAUGAGAAAGAGAUGCUAGACAUUUUGUCCACGGUACCCAAGAAGAAUGAAAAGGUCUGCGUGGAGGACGGCUUCGCUGACUUCCGGGGCUGCUCAAGAAUGCUCCUACAACCAUGCCACCAGCGCUUUUCCCGUGAGCCCCUCCUACCCCACACCCUGACCGGGUCCUGGCCCCCCCUUGCCCUCAGUGCGAGGCCACCGUCACUCGCAGCCACGGGAACGCCCGGCACAACCCCAGCCGAGUCGUGCGUAGUGCUGAACGACGAGAAGGUGCAGGUCGUGCUGAAGGAUGGCAAGGAGGUCACGGAUUUGCCUGGCGCGCAGAUCGUGAAGCAGGGUGCGGGGCACAAGCUCAUCCUCCCCAACACGGGCCCAGCACACGAGGGCAAGUACGCGCGCUGGGCCAAGGGCCGGGGGAGGGAAGUCUCGGUGUUCAUCACAGAUCGUCCUACCGUCCACCCAUCCAUCCUGGAGGCGCUGGCAGCACACCCUGUGGCUGGGAAGGUGGGCCGUAUCAUCAAGGUGCCCUGGGCAAGGCCGCUGCCCAAAGUGACGUGGUACACGGACAGAAUGGAGGUGACGGGGGGGGGGGAACAAGUGUCCACGGAGCGCAAGGACAAGCAGGAGCCGCUCGCCAUCUUCUGUGUGUGCGAAGGCAGCGGCCUGGUCCUGCUCAAGCGCAAGAAUAACCAGGGCGCGGCCACCGCCACUCCGCCGCUCAGCGUGCUGCCCUCCUCGGGGCGAGUGGAGUUCCUGGAACUCUGCGGUACUUGUGUACACAUGAAGUGGAAGGCCCCAAAGGACAACGGCGGGCGGCCUGGGACACAUUUCAUAGUGGAACGGAGGGCAGCUGGCAAGAAGGCCUGGGUUAGGAUAGGCGAGGCGGACAGCAAAGUCACCAACUUCUCCAGCAGCAAGGUGGAAGAGGGGAAGGCCUAGCAGUUUCGUAUCCUGUCAGUCAGUUCAAAAGGUGUGAGCUACCCCAACAAACACUUUGCAGAAAAUCCCAUAGAACCCCAUGGUCUUGCCUCUCAGCCUCAAGUGCCUGAUAUGACCAAAGUGAUGGUGACCAUCACAUGGAAACCAGCCCAGGAUGGGGGAGCCCCAGAGCUCAGCUACACUGCGGAAAGAAGAAAAGAAGGCAGUAACCUGUGGGUGCUGGUCAACAGGGACCUCAUCCAGGGCACCAAGUAGACCUCAGACAGUCUCCUGGAGGACACAGAAUAUGAAUUCCGGGGCAGAGCUGUGAAUAAAGCAGGCCCUGGACAUCCCAGUAUGCCAUCCAGCUCAGCAGUGGCCAAGGAUCCUGUCAAAUCCCCAGGUCUGAUGCAGGGCCUGCACGUGUCUGAUUCCUCCAACUCGAGCAUCUCCCUGGGACAGCAGGAGCUUAUAGGAGACCCACUGUCCAGCUGCAUCCUUGAGACUAGCCAGGAGUGGUCCAAGUGCACAAGGAUCCCCAUCUCAGGCACCUGCUACACUGAGAGGCAAAAAUACUUCUUCCAUAUCCGGACCGCGAACAAAGCUGGGGUUGAUGAGCCUGUGGAGCUAGAUGAGGGGGUCUGUGCCAUGCCUCCAGCAGCUGUGCCCAAGUCUGACCUCAGUGCCUGGCUGAAGAGUCACACGGGGCUGAAGUCCACGGCUCGUGCCGGGACAGCCCCCCGCAUCCACACAGCCUGCUCAGGCUCACCAUCACCCAACGUGACCUGGGAGAAAGAAGGCUUCACCACCGAGGGCUGGGAAACCAUCACCAAGGGCAGAAACUACUCCCAGUCCAUCAGCAGCACCAAGCGCUCUGACUCAGGGGUGUAUCAACUGGUGCCCCAGAAUGACUGGGGAGGCACACAAGGACGACAUCCACAUGCACAUGGCAGGUGGGACGGGGGCAGAGGCCUGAAACCCUGGAGACUUGGAACCUUAGAGGCACUGAGCAAGUCCUUAUUUCAGUCUCUGCAGUCAUAUCUGGAUGCCUGGGGGCCACUCACCACCACCUGCCCUGCCCCCCAUGCAGUGGAGGACCUGACCAUGAAGCUAAAGCUCUACCAGAAGAACUGGUGCCAGGCACCACUCUUGACCCCGCUCAAGCUGCACGCGGUGCUCGGAGGCCAGGACUGCACCACAACCUGUGUCUUCCUUGGGAACCCACGGCCCACGGUGACCCUCAGCAUCAUAACCAACUCCAAGUUCUGGUACAACUCCCCCAGUGGUGUGUGCACCAUCGUCAUCCCUGCCGCUCACUGAAGGUCAAGGGCAAGUACAGGGUGCUCGAGAGCUGGGCAACGACAGCAGCAGCUGCUCCCUCGCGGUCUAUGGUGAGGGCGCCUCCGGGACGAGGCGAGGGCGGGGGCGGGGGCGGGGUGUCCUUUCUGGGACACCCGAGUAAAACCGCAGUCUCCUGGGCCAUUAAUCAACUCUCUUGGUUUCACUGGCACCGUUCUUUAUUUAACCUGCCAUCAGGUGAUGCAGAUACUCAAGGUUACCAUUCUCCCGUGCUCCCAGUCUUUUGUUAUAUUCCUGGCCCCUGCAGAUGUGUUUGUGACCCCUUGAUAAACCAUGGUUUGCAACCCUUGGUGGGGUUAGACCACCUUUAGAAAAGAUACUGUCAGGCAUGAUGGCGCAUGCCUGUGAUCCUAGCACUUGGGAGGCUGAGGCAGGAGGAUUGCCAUGAGUUUGAGGCCAG
Chinchilla lanigera (long-tailed chinchilla) is the source of this 3325-nucleotide messenger RNA. It is a transcript of the gene Igsf22, whose product is annotated as immunoglobulin superfamily, member 22. Lineage: Eukaryota; Metazoa; Chordata; Mammalia; Rodentia; Chinchillidae. The record is from RefSeq and is a predicted model, not a curated record. Gene Ontology annotation, molecular function: protein binding.